AUGACCCUCAGGGAGGGAGCAACAGGAGUGAUUUUCUUAUCACAAACUGUGGGUGGAGUCCUUGGAAAUUUGUUUCUUCUUCAACGCUAUCUCCUUCUUUAUUUCACUGAACACCGGUUAAAGUCCACAGAUUUAAUUCUCCAUCACUUGAUGGUUGCCAAUUCUUUAUCCCUGCUCUCUAGAGGAGUUCCCCAGACAAUGGCAGCUUUUGGCUUGCAAGAUUUCCACAAUGAUUAUGGAUGUAAAUUUAUGUUCUACCUUUAUAGAGUGGGCAGGGGCAUGUCCAUGAGCAUCACUUGCCUGUUGAGUGGCUUCCAGGCCAUCACCAUCAGCCCCAGAAAGUUCACGUGGGCAAAGCUUAAGGUAAAAGCUCCGACAUAUAUUAGCUCAUGUAUUUUCAUGUGUUGGUCCCUGCAAAUACUGGUAAAUAUAAUUGUUCCUCUACAUGUAACUGCAAAGAGAGGCAAAAAGAACAUGACACAGAAAAAGGACUUGGAAUUCUGUUCUACAAAUCGUGUUGAUGCAAUCACUCAAUCGCUGCAUGUAGUGCUGUUAUUAUUUCCCGAUGUUGUAUGUUUGAGCCUUAUGGUCUACACCAGCAUCUCCAUGCUUUUAAUUUUGUACAGGCACAGGCAGAAGGUACGGUACAUUCACAGAAUGAAUGUCUCCUCAAAAUCCUCCACUGAGUCCAGAGCUACACAAAAGAUUCUGCUUCUUGUGAAUUCUUUUGUGACAUCUUAUACUCUCUCCUCUAUUUUUCAAGUGUGUAUUUCAAAUUCUCCAAAACCUAGUUGGUUGUUGAUGAACUUCAGUGCAUUUAUGUCUCUGUUUUUCCCAGCUUUCUGUCCCUUUUUGCUGAUGAUGCAUGACUUCCAGUGUCCUGGCUCCAUGUCUGUGUAA
Molecule: messenger RNA, 900 nt
Organism: Octodon degus (degu)
Lineage: Eukaryota; Metazoa; Chordata; Mammalia; Rodentia; Octodontidae
Product: vomeronasal type-1 receptor 4-like
Exons: 1
Coding region: 1-900 (299 amino acids)
Biological process (GO): G protein-coupled receptor signaling pathway
Cellular component (GO): membrane
Molecular function (GO): pheromone receptor activity
Source: RefSeq, a predicted model, not a curated record